CUCCUGUCAGUGCGUCCUGCCAGCUGCAGCCAUGUUGGAAAAGCUCGGGCUCCAGCACCAGCAGCAGCAGCAGCAGCAGGAGCAGCAGUGCUAAGAGCUAGCGUCAGUAGACACCGACAACCGGUCACGGCGCUGUUGUGGACAAAAACAGACAGGGAGAGAGACUCAUAACGGAGAGAUACAGCCACCGAGCCGGUUCUGAUAUCAACGUGUGUAUGUGUGAAAUUCAGACACACUAGCCGGAAAAGGCGCUCGGUUACAGGGAGUAGGUGCGGCCGGGCUCCAGGGCUAAAGCGGACAUUUCAUCAUACUACGCCGAAUAUGACGGCCAGUUAGCCCCAGCAGGAGGAUUUGAAUCAGGCAUGGCAUCGUCUUCCUACUUGGAGCCUAACCUCAAUCACUCCGCAGCGGGUGGUUGUGGGGUUAAAUCCCGGUCUGGGAUGCCUGGUGGUCCUGGUGUUGGUACAAGCAGCUCUGCUGGAGGCCUUGAGCGGCCCCCAGGCUCCAUGGACCGGGUUCUCAAGAUCUUCCAUUACUUUGAGACAAAUAGUGAACCAUGUACCUGGGCUAGUAAUAUCAGGCAUGGGGAUGCUACAGAUGUCAGGGGUGUUAUCCAGAAGAUAGCAGAGAUCCACAAAUUGCGCUGUGUUUCCUCCCUGGGCCUCCGUCUCAACCAUCUGCACUCUGACGCUCUCCACUGGUUACACCCUGAUUUGGGCGUGUCUCACGUCAGGGAGAAAUAUGAGAAACAGCACCCCCAGGAGGAAUGGAGGUAUGAGUUACGGAUGCGUUACCUUCCUAAAGGUUACCUCAGCCAUUUCUCUGAAGACAAACCUUCUCUGAACUACCUCUAUCACCAGGUAAAGAGUGACUACAUGCAACAUAUAGCAGAUCAGGUGGAUCAAGAUGUUGCUUUGAAACUGGGCUGUUUGGAAAUUAGGAGGUUCUUCAGAGAGAUGCCAGGCAACGCCCUGGAUAAGAAAUCCAACUAUGAACUUCUAGAGAAAGAUGUUGGUCUGAGAAGGUUCUUCCCCAAAAGCCUGCUGGACUCUCUCAAGGCAAAGACUCUUCGUAAGCAGAUCCAACAGACCUUUAAGCAGUUCGCUAACCUCAAUGAUGAGCAGAGCAUCCACAAGUUCUUUGAGAUACUCUCUCCCAUCUACCGCUUCGACAAGGAGUGCUUCAAAUGUGCUUUAGGGUCUAGUUGGGUAAUAUCAGUAGAGUUAGCUAUCGGACCAGAGGAAGGAAUAAGCUACCUCACAGAUAAGGGCUCAACGCCUACACACUUAGCUAACUUUAACCAGGUUCAGUCAAUCCAGUACUCUGCUUUGGAAGAGAAGGACAGGAAAGGCAUGCUGCAGCUCAAUGUAGCGGGAGCUCCAGAGCCUCUCACAGUCACCACGGCAUCACUGACUACAGCAGAAAACAUGGCCGACUUGAUUGACGGAUACUGUCGACUCGUCUCCUCAGCUACUCACUCCUUCAUCGUCAGAGUCCACAAAGAGGGGGACAGAGCUCUGCCUUCUAUACCCAAAGUUUCAAAUCAUGAGAAGCGGAUGGAAAAGCGGAUGGACGGAGUACGGACCAGAGCUGUUUGUAUCUCAGGUCAUACUAGUGGCGAUGAAACAGACGACUAUGCUGAGAUCAUAGAUGAGGAGGACACCUACACCAUGCCUUCAACACGGGACUAUGAGAUCCAGAGGGAUCGUAUUGAGUUGGGACGCUGCAUAGGUGAGGGUCAGUUUGGAGAUGUCCACCAAGGAGUCUACAUCAGCACGGAGAACCCGGCUCUUUCUGUGGCAGUGAAGACGUGUAAGAACUCAACGUCAGACAGCGUCAGGGAAAAGUUUCUCCAAGAAGCAUUGACCAUGCGUCAGUUUGACCAUCCUCACAUUGUGAAGCUGAUGGGAGUUAUCACAGAAAAUCCAGUCUGGAUCAUAAUGGAGCUCUGCACACUUGGAGAGUUACGGUCGUUUCUCCAGGUGAGGAAGUACAGUCUAGACCUGGCUACUCUCAUCUUGUACUCCUACCAGCUCAGCACGGCACUGGCCUAUCUGGAGAGCAAACGCUUUGUACACAGGGACAUUGCAGCACGGAACGUGUUGGUGUCUACAGUCGACUGUGUGAAACUGGGGGACUUCGGUCUGUCGCGAUACAUGGAAGAUAGCUCUUAUUACAAAGCAUCUAAGGGUAAACUGCCUAUUAAAUGGAUGGCUCCAGAAUCCAUCAACUUCAGACGGUUUACCACAGCCAGUGAUGUCUGGAUGUUUGGUGUCUGUAUGUGGGAGAUUCUAAUGUACGGCAUCAAGCCUUUCCAGGGUGUGAAGAACAACGAUGUCAUUGGCAGGAUAGAAAACGGCGAGCGACUGGCGAUGCCCCCUCAGUGUCCUCCUACUCUUUACAGCUUGAUGACAAAGUGUUGGUCUUAUGAUCCCAGCAAGAGGCCGCGCUUCAAUGAACUCAAAACACAACUGAGCACUAUAUUAGAGGAGGAAAAGGUCCAGCAGAAGGAGAGGAAUAGGAUGGAGAUGAGGAGACAGGUCACUGUUUCUUGGGACUCUGGAGGGUCUGAUGAAGCACCACCAAAGCCAAGUAGACCAGGCUAUCCCAGUCCCCGCUCAAGUGAAGGUUUUUACCCCAGUCCCCAGCACCCUGGACACUACCAGAUGACAGGGUACCCCGGCCCUCACACCCUCCCCUCUGUGCCCAGUGCCCUGUACCCCCCACAGGCAACAAUGCUGGACACACACCACGCGCACACACACCCCCGCCACCACGUCCACACACACUCACAUGCACAGCACCUUCCCCAGCCUCAUGGACACGACAUGGCGCUAUGGGGCUCUGCAAUGGAGGACAGGGCAGUAGACAUGGAGCAGUGUGUAGGCCAGCAGUGCCUGUUAAUGGAGGAACAGCUGAUGAUACAACAGCAGCAGAUGGAGGAGGAUCAGAGGUGGCUGGAACAGGAGGAAAGGCUGCUGAAACCAGACACCAGAAGUUCUAGAGGGAGUCUGGACAGAGAAGAAGGUGGACUUCAACCACCGACAGGAAACCAGCACAUAUACCAGCCCGUUGGCAAACCAGAACAUGCAGCUCCCCCAAAGAAGCCCCCUCGACCUGGGGCCCAGAGCCAGGUGGGCAGUCUGGCCUGUCUAAAUACUGGAGACAGUUACAAUGACGGAGUCAAGCUGCAGCCCCAAGAGAUAAGCCCACCUCCCACCGCCAAUCUGGACCGCUCUAAUGACAAGGUGUACGAGAACGUGACAGGAUUGGUCAAAGCUGUGAUCGAGAUGUCAAGCAAGAUUCAGCCAGCUCCUCCCGAGGAAUACGUUCCUAUGGUAAAGGAUGUGGGUCUGGCAUUGAGGACAUUACUGGCCACAGUGGAUGAGACAUUACCACAACUUCCAGCCAGUACACACAGAGAGAUUGAGAUGGCACAAAAGCUGUUGAACUCUGACCUGGCAGAGCUAAUUGGGAAGAUGAAGUUAGCCCAACAAUAUGUGAUGACCAGUCUCCAGCAGGACUAUAAGAAACAGAUGCUUACGGCGGCUCACGCUCUUGCAGUUGAUGCCAAGAACCUGCUGGAUGUCAUCGACCAAUCCCGGCUCAAGAUGAUGGCCCAGUCCCGCCCACACUAGCCAGCUGAGCCGACCCACAGGAGCUGGUCUGCUAUUUGAGAGACGGCAUCGUUCUGGUUUCUGUUGGCAGUGGAGAAUAAAAGACUCCUGGAUUAGUGACGUCAGUCGUGACUCCUGAUAUGUGAGAGUUGACGGAGAAAACAAGAUGAUGGCUCUGAGACUUUGACAACAGUCCGUGAAGAAUCAUUAGAUGUUGAAUCCUACGUAAACCGAGGCAGUCAGUUCAUCUGGGAUUAAACUCUCCACCACUGUGACUUUCUUAAUACAAGUACAGAGCAAAAACUCUUCCUGAAUCAGGGACUUGGCAGCUUCACUCUCUUUGGACUGGAAAAUAAUGAUGAGAGGAAGAGAGGUCUAUACUGGUGAUUUUUAAACUGUGAGUCUGGAUGAGCCUAAUUCCUGAGGUCAGAGGUUUCAAAGGCUUAAAAAGCCUCUGACAGAAACACUAUCAAGCGAGCGAUUGGUUCUGGAUUUGUUGGUAUCAGAUGGAUUAGUCUUUGUAGGAAUACAACUUUCAAGCAAAGCCAUCAGAACCGGAUCGGACUGCGUUUGAUCUGCAACAUAUCUGCAUGAAACUUCACAGUGUGAAUGGGCGUGGACAUCAGCCAGCAGCCAUGUCAGUACAUUUGUUGUCAUUGUGUGUUUUGACCCCUGGAUGUGAGCUUCCUCCUCAGUUGAAAUACUUCCACAUCACCAUGGAUGCUUGUCAAUGGGCAGAUCAGACCGGAUGAUUUCUGUUCAGCUUUGGUCAUGUGCGGUGCUUUUCGGUGGAUGCCCCAGCAGGAAAACUCACGGCAAAGACGGUCUCAGUUAAGUCUGGAGAAGCAGCCUCCCACCCUCCAUCGCUCCUCCCUUCUCCCUCCUCCAUCCAUCCAUUCCCGUCUUCCCUCUGUCUCACCAGCUUUUAUUUAUAGACACAGAAAUUGCAGAGGAGGUGUGGGAGGGAGAGACAGGAAGAGCGGAUAAAAAUUGAGGACAGCACAGCGCCAGUCCACUGCCUGAAGAAAGAAGACACUAUCCUCCUCUUUCCUUUCUAUUUCACUCACUUUUCAUUGUCACUGCUCCUCUCCUUCCUGCAGUCUUCCUCAGCUCCUAUCUGAGCAGGUUUUAAAGACUCCAAAUGUGAAGAAUCCAACUCUGUCUGGGUAAACACAGCAGACAGGAAAUUCCCUAGUCACACUCAGUUUAGUCUAGCCGUUUUAAUCAGCUGGCUCCACGUUUUUUGUGUCGUUUUCAGCAGUCGCAGUCUUCUUCCUUGAUACUGAAAACUGUUUGUAACUUGGAAUACAAGCAGAUAUUCAAUCCCAGCAUUGACUCUGAUGAGCAAAGUGGAAAAGAAAACAGAACGUGGAUUUUGAGGAUUCAGUCUGAGUGACUGGAUACCUCCAAUUCGUCUGCGAGGAAGAGGAGGACAUCAUGUCUCAGACUGGUCACUGAACUCAACUUAAACUAUUUCUGUGAGGACAGUGUCUCCUCCUCUGUUUUUCUCCUCACCUACAGUUCCAGUAUCGUUCGGUUGUUCCUCACCUUAGACUGGUGUCACACCUUUAACGACCCCUUACCCACCGAUGUCACAAAUUGAAUUUCCCGGGGACACAAACACACCACACAACUGGAACCUUUGUGCUUUGAGUCCCAAUUUCUGUCAGGUGUAACACUUUAAAAAUGUCCCUCCUAACAACAGUCCCCAAGGAAACAAACACAAACACAUGAAAUGUGGAGUCACAUGACUGGAACUUGUCUUGCAGACACGAAACACUGAACUGAAAAUACAGCAGAUUACAUGCGUCUUUGUUAAUCCUGAUCCCACAUGGAGUAUGACAUACUGCUAUAUGAAAUAUACUGGUGACUGUGCUAGUAUAGCAUGAUAUACUGGUAUGGAAAAGAGCAUAUUUGCACAGCAAAAAGCAAUUUUUUUUUACCCUAUUUUACCCAGAUUUGAUUUCCAUGUUUAGCCAGCAAUGACACUAUGAAAUAUCUGGGUGUUAUAGGGAUAAAAAAUGUAAAAAAAAAAAAAAAAAUGUAAGAACAUCUAUUUUAUCUCCUUGUUGUUGCGUAAAUCUGCUCAUGUUGGUAUAUUGUAAGCUAUACUGGUGUGUAUCACUGGUGAAUUGUACAGAACUCGUAAACACUGGUUUUUAUUUUGUCUUCUGGGCUAAAUCAGCCAUCUUGUCAAAUAGGAGGGAAAAAAAAAAACAAUGAAAUAAAAUAAUGAUGAAAUGGAAAUCAAUCUGUCCACAUUCUUAUCCAUGAUAGAGAGAUUUAAUUUUUAAAAAAAAAUUCCUUUCAGGUUUUAUAUCUCCAGCAUACAGGGGUACUGAGUUUUUAUUUUGUGUGAAUGUUGGUGUUGGCAGGGAGGCUCCAUGCUGUGGUCCAUUUCAUUUCCCAUUUAAAAUUAAAAAAAAAAAAAAAAA
Molecule: messenger RNA, 6052 nt
Organism: Xiphias gladius (swordfish)
Lineage: Eukaryota; Metazoa; Chordata; Actinopteri; Istiophoriformes; Xiphiidae
Product: focal adhesion kinase 1-like
Exons: 34
Coding region: 363-3638 (1091 amino acids)
Biological process (GO): protein phosphorylation; signal complex assembly
Cellular component (GO): focal adhesion; cytoskeleton
Molecular function (GO): protein tyrosine kinase activity; ATP binding
Source: RefSeq, a predicted model, not a curated record